AUGAAAAAGGUAGUAAAAUACUUCUUACCAAGAAAUUAUAAAAUUACAUUAAAUCAGUUUGGAUUUGAUUUUUACAAUUAUAAUACUCCAGCAACUGGUCUAGACUACCCCAGUAAGAUUUUGCGUGAUUCUCCUUUACCUGAAACAAAGGAAUUCGUUUCCAAGAAAGAAAAUGAAAUAAAAGAACAAACUAAAUAUACUCCUAAAAAAAUAACAACAGAGGAGGAACAUUUUCACCCUAAAUUACUUAAAUUAAAGGUCAAUCAAACCAAAAUCACGGCUUAUUUAGAAGAUAAAAGAGAAAUAAGUCUUCCCGUUGAUGAAUUGGCUAAAAAGUGA
Molecule: messenger RNA, 339 nt
Organism: Scutellospora calospora
Lineage: Eukaryota; Fungi; Glomeromycota; Glomeromycetes; Diversisporales; Gigasporaceae
Source: the annotation of a GenBank genome assembly